AUGGCGGUUGCUAAGAGAACCGUAGAGCUGUUUUAUGAUGUCCUUUCGCCUUAUUCCUGGGUUGCCUUUGAGGUGCUGUGUCGUUACCGUCCAGUAUGGCAUUUAGAUUUACGGUUUCGUCCGUUCUUUCUUGGUGGAGUAAUGAAUUCAUCAGGAAACAGGCCACCUGCCAUGGUACCAGCCAAAGGUGCAUAUAUGGCUAAAGAUUUGAAAAGACUGAGGGAAUUCUAUGGAGUUCCCCUUCAACAACCCAAGGAUUUUGCUGAUGUCAUGUUAAACAAAGGAUCUCUGUCAGCCAUGCGACUUUUGGUCGCCACAAGCAUUUCUCAUCCUGACAUGUUGGAGCAUGUUUCCAGACAAUUUUGGUUGAGAGUAUGGUCUAGAGAUGAAGACAUUGUACUACCAGAGAGUUUAAAAAUGGCAUGCCUUGCUUCUGGUCUCAAUGAAACGCAAACUACUGCCCUUUUAAGCCGAAUCUCAGACCAAGACAUAAAAGAGAAGCUGAAAGAAAACACAAAGGAAGCUCUUGAUGCMGGGUCAUUUGGUGCACCAACAAUCAUUGCACAUCACAAUGAUGAAAAACACAUGUUCUUUGGAUCAGAUAGGUUUUUACUACUUGCACACUUGUUUGGUGUKAAUUGGGAAGGACCCUUAAGACCUCCACAAAGUAAUCUAUGAGAUCAACAGUGCAGAUAAAAAUCAGUCAAUAAAAAUAUAUAUGUACGGUCGAAUUAGGUGGCCUCCUUUUGGUGAAGUAACGGGGGCUUCCUAAGCAACAAAUAGAACCGAACUUUUUAAAUCGAUGGCYAGCAAGGUUCAAUUAUUAAAAAAAAUGGUCUUAUGGUCAAAGUAGGCUUAUUAAAUUACUGUCGCGAUGACUCUGGUGGUCAUUUAAGACCACGUCCAGCUUAUUAAUUGUUGUUAUUUUGUUUAGUUUUCCUUUCCUUUUAGUUAAGAUUAGUUUUGGCUUUGUUUCUAUUGUGAUGUCUUUUUGCUCGCUUUUUUGUUAUUAUUUUUUUAUCAGUUCUUUGUUKUCCUCUUCUUUCUUCUAUCACAUCACGAAAUAAAAACGAGCUUUCAUACUUMAAACAAAUUGAUUUAAACUUGUGUAGCGCAUACAGCGAUUUCAAAAAAAUGUUGUUGGAGACGACGGUGGUGGUCAAUCGUUUCACGAUGAUUGCAGACACAAAAAGAGCUACUCUAAGAGAUUAUUGUAGUCCAACGAAGGCCAUAUCUUGACAUAAAUUCUUCAUAUAAAUUAAAAAACCUAUUGCUUUAGA
Messenger RNA from Exaiptasia diaphana, 1280 nucleotides. RefSeq names its product glutathione S-transferase kappa 1. Gene Ontology annotation, cellular component: mitochondrion; peroxisome. The transcript has 9 exons. NCBI's taxonomy places the organism in Eukaryota, Metazoa, Cnidaria, Anthozoa, Actiniaria, Aiptasiidae. Gene Ontology annotation, biological process: glutathione metabolic process. Bases 1 to 678 code for a protein of 225 amino acids. The record is from RefSeq and is a predicted model, not a curated record. Gene Ontology annotation, molecular function: glutathione transferase activity; glutathione peroxidase activity.